CGAACUUCCGUGUUGUUAGCUUAGCAGGUCGUGCUAUCCUCGGCUAACGGAAGUUUAGUUGUCGUCAGUUAACAUUUAAAUGGUGUCGUUUUACAGGCUGCGUUGCAACUUUUUCCACACAAACUGGAGCUUUUCAAAGUUACCGGCUUAUUUUAAUUCAGUAAAACUGUUGAGUUGUGUUGCUAUGUAGAGCUGCACAUCUGGCUGCCAUCUCCUUUGUAGGGACAUUUCUGUCGAUUCAAUGGGGAAAAGGAAAGACAUGAUUCACCCCAGGUUUCUCGGUGAAGGUGGCUCUGGCCUGCACAGCGUUCACAAACGGAAACAUAAAAAGCACAAGAAGCACAAGAGGAAGCACCACAGCUUUGCCGAGGCCCCGGAGCCAGAGCCUGUUGUGGUUCCUCGACCUCCAUCGCAGCUCCGGCUCAAGAUCAAGCUCGGAGGACAGACGCUGGGAACCAAGAGUGUUCCCACCUUCACCGUCCAUCCUGGAGUGGCUCGUCCUCCGUCACCGUUGAUGAUUAUUGAUAAUGAUGCUGAUGACGACGAUGAAGACGAUGACGAUGAAGACGAUGACGACGAUGAGCCCUCUGUGCCUCUGGAGCAAUAUCGGGCCUGGCUGGAUGAAGACAGCAACCUGGCCACAUCCCCCAUGCCAGACGUGGACUCAGACUCCAUGCUGGGAGGGCCGGUAGACGAGGAGGAGAGGUGGCUGGACGCUCUGGAGAAAGGGGAGCUCGACGACAACGGAGAGCUAAAGAAGGAGAUCGACGAGUCUCUGCUUACCGCCAGACAGAAAGCCCUGCUACACAAGCAGCAGAGUCAGCCUCUGCUGGAGCUCCCUAUGGGCUACAAGGAGAAAGAGAUGACUGCAGAGAUGAUGCAGAAACGGGAGGAGCGUGCCCGAAAGAGGCGCCUCCAGGCCGCCAAAAAAGCUGAAGAGAACAAGAACCAGACGAUAGAGAGGCUGACAAAAACCAGCAAGGCCAAGAUCAAAAGCAUGAGAGAGAAGAAGUCCAAGCAGAGUCAGUGUCCGAUGGUUCGCUACAGCGACUCCGCACAGGGAAUGAACAUCUCUUUCCCCACUGGGGUCCUCGCCCCGGCCCCGACUGCUCCCCGUCCUCCACCUCCAGCCCCGGUCAGCUGUGGCGUCAGCGGGUGCACUAACCUGAAGAAGUACUCCUGCUCAAAGACCGGAGUUCCUCUCUGCAGUCUGGAGUGUUACAAGAGGAACCUGCUGCUGGUGCAGAGUGCAGCUUGAACCUCAGAAACACACUGCACUGGGACGUGACGAUGGUGUGAACAUGUGGCCAUAAAAAUGGUGGAAUUUACUUGAACACUCAUACCACGAAAAUAUCUUGAACUGUACGCAGAAACUCAUAGCUCCAUGUGCAGUGACUUUUUUUUCGUCAACUUGUCCGUUUUGUUUGUAGCUGUGUCAUAGUAAUAAUGAUUCUCCUUGCAGUAAUAACUAAAUUAUGUACAAGUCAAAAAUGAUCAAGAUCUGAGAUUAUCAGUAUUUAUAAUUUCUAUAGCAGCUCAUAUCAACAUAGGCUACUCUAUGAAAUUACUUAUUUUUCAAGUUUUCAGGCAAUAGAACAGUUUCUACUAUUUUGAAUAUGUCUUUUUGGUAAUAAUGUUUAAAAAAAGACUGAGAAAAUUCAUCAACAGCCAUUAAAUGUGUCCUGAAACAGAAGAGAAACUGUGUUACAUUUUAAUUAAUUAUGUUCAUUUAUGCAACAAAUGACUCAAUUUCCAUACAAAACUGUACACAAUUUAAAUUAACUGACAAUGAAUGCUUUUACUUCACUGCAUAAAAUGUGUGAAAACUAAACUAUCAAUACAACCUUUUUUGCUGUGUGAGCAUAGAGAUGUUUGCAGCAGCGUCAUUUUUUUUUACCGGUCCAGCUUAGUAAACUUCAUGGCAGCUGCUCUCACCAGAAGGUCAGCUCUGCUCUAACUGUCUGAGGUAUUCACUGACUGAGUGGCAUUUAAUGUGCGCAGACACACUUUUAAAGAACGUUGCUCAUGUUUCUGAUGAGCACAAAAGGCACUCCUCAAUUGUAGGAAAUCAUGUGAAAAAGGUUCCAUGUUAGAUUAUCCCUCAGAAGUGGGCAGCUAGCAUAAAAUCCCUACGUCUGCACAGUUUGAGGUCUUUUCCUGAGAAUCAACAAAUCUUGUGUUCCUCGCUGCCACUGAGCUGAUGAGAGGGGAUCAUAAAGCCAAACCGAAGGAGAGUCUGAAGGCCAUCUCUACAGGAACCUCUGCCACCGAGUCAUGGAAGCACACGUAGAACUCCUGAGGAACGGGCUCCAGCAACAUCCGCCUGGAAGUCAAAGAAAAUGAGACUGAGAACAAGAGAAUGAUGCCGUUGUUGAUCUUCAGAUGGACGGAGUAAAUGUGCAGCUGCAUGAAGGAGAAAUGUACGUAAAGAAAACAGAAUAAACAGGAUUUUUUUUUUGCACAGAUUGCCAAAACAAAUAGUGAAUUCUUUCUUGCAUGGUUCUCUUUUGUAACCUCAUCUGUGAUCCUCCUCUUCUCCAAGCAUAGGUGCAAGUCAACAUAAAGAGUUUUCCUUCCCUCUGAACACAUUCUGUAAUGCUUCCUGUCCAUUUCAGUCACGCUGAGAGGAAAACAGAAUUCCUACUCUCGUUCUCUAAGAGGAAACACAGAUGUUGUGGCUGCAGAUGUGUCCUCUCCUAUAGUAUUAUUCUUGAUUACAGUUAUAUUCUGUGUGUGCUGCUACAAGAUCCUUCCAGGUGAAUGCAGGAAGCCACACUGAAUUAAACCUGAGCAGAAGUGUA
Molecule: messenger RNA, 2801 nt
Organism: Acanthochromis polyacanthus (spiny chromis)
Lineage: Eukaryota; Metazoa; Chordata; Actinopteri; Pomacentridae
Gene: ino80b
Product: INO80 complex subunit B
Exons: 6
Coding region: 242-1258 (338 amino acids)
Biological process (GO): chromatin remodeling
Cellular component (GO): Ino80 complex
Source: RefSeq, a predicted model, not a curated record